GUGCAAUAUUCGCACCAGAGUAUAGCCGCCCAUAACCGUUACAAGGGCAUUUUUGACGCUCUUAUUCGGGUUCCCAAGGAGCAAGGAUUUCUUUCAUUUUGGAGAGGAAAUUUGACGAAUGUGAUGCGUUACUUUCCUACCCAGGCGUUAAAUUUUGCUUUUAAUGAUCUCUAUAAGUCUAUUCUGCUCAAAGAAGUCAAUCGAAGUGAGAACUUUUGGAAAUACACCUUACGUUCCUUAGCCUCAGGUGGUAUGGCAGCGUUCUACAACGUUGUAGUUUCGUAUAUCCGUUAG
This is a messenger RNA of Cooperia oncophora, 294 nucleotides long. The record is from the annotation of a GenBank genome assembly. Lineage: Eukaryota; Metazoa; Nematoda; Chromadorea; Rhabditida; Trichostrongylidae.